UGUAGGCACUGUAACACCUCUUAUCAGUUUUUCAGUGAGUUAAGUUAAAUUUUAAUCCUUUUCGUUAACAGAAAUGCUAUGUUAUAAAGCUUCUGUGUGUGUGGUGGUCACCAUCUUGACCGUUUUAGACUUCGCUAUAUACGCAAUGCCUCAGACGGAUGACGGUAUAGCCGAACCACCGCUACCCAAUCAACCCAACUCCACAGUGCAGUUACAUUACAACGACACCAUCAACGAAGACACCACAUACUACGACGAGAACACCACCACUGAGGACAGCGGGGACAAUUCUUGUGAUUGCGUUUGUGGCUUACCAAACCGAAAGCAGAGGAUUGUAGGUGGCCAGGUGACGAAGGUGAAUGAGUUCCCCUGGGUCGUUGAGCUGAUGAAGCGCGGGAAGUUCUAUUGUGCCGGAAGUCUCAUCACCAGACGCCACGUGCUAACGGCAGCUCAUUGCGUUGACGGAUACAACGCGAAAGACAUCCGCGCGGUGCUUGGGGAACACGACAGGGUGAGCAAGACGGAGACAGUGACAGUUGAGAGGAAAUUGGCCAGAGCUAUAGUUUAUGCUAACUUCAGCAUCUUAACCUUCAACAACGACAUUGCCGUUCUGGAACUCGAGUCUCCGGUGGAACUCAAUGCCACUGUCCGUCCCGCGUGUCUACCAGCUGAUGGCACCAAGAACUACGUGGGUCGGAUGGGCAUCGUGGUGGGAUGGGGUCGAACAGAUGAGAGGAGACCCACAUCCACUGCUCUGCGCAAAGUGGCCGUCCCUAUCAUGUCCAAGGAGGAGUGCUCCAAGUCCGGUUACUCCAAUAACAGGAUCACCGAAAACAUGUUCUGCGCGGGAUACCCGGACGGCAAGAAGGACGCGUGUCAGGGAGACAGCGGUGGACCACUGCAUGUCGACGGCGAACGUGGCUUCAUGGAAGCCGUGGGUAUAGUAUCCUGGGGUCGAGGUUGUGCCAGGCCCUAUUUUCCUGGAAUAUACACUAAGGUCGCCAAUUACUUGGAUUGGAUACACCAGCAAAUAGGUGACGAAUGCAUGUGUCCGCCCCCGUUAAAGUGCUCUCAAAUCAGUGUGGUCUAUCUUGAGGGAAUCAUUUCACUGAAGAUGGCAAUCUUCUCGGCUGUUGGGCCGUGCAGUCUGGUACAAAUUCACCGACGUUUCAGAAAUGCUUGCUGCCUCCAACAUCAGGGCUAUCAUCCUGAUGAUGAAGGCAGCAAGGACCUAGAUAAACGUUCAAGGAAUUUCAAGAGAAUUAGAGUGGGCUGGAAUGGUCUAAAUAAGACUGAAAAUGACACGAACGGCAGCAAUCGACUUCUGUUUGACGAACUCUUCGGUCUGGGAUCCAGUAGUUCUUCCGAUACUGAAGACGAAGCGCUGAGGAACUGCUCAUGUCAAUGCGGAGUGGUAAACCAAGAGAUUAGAAUCGUGGGCGGACGCCCGACGGGUGUGAACCGGUACCCAUGGGUAGCGCGUCUCGUGUACGACGGUAAUUUCCACUGUGGAGGAUCGCUCCUAAAUGGCGACUAUGUGCUGACAGCGGCUCAUUGCGUAAGGAGGUUAAAACGCUCAAAGAUUCGGGUGUUCCUCGGUGAUCAUGACCAGUACCAGACAUCAGACACGCCGGCAGUCAUGCGUGCCGUGGCUGCUGUUAUCAGGCACCGGAACUUCGAUGUCAACACCUACAACCACGACAUUGCGCUGCUCAAGCUGAGGAAGCCAGUCACCUUUACGAAGCGUGUGAGACCGGUGUGUCUUCCGCAGUCUGGUACGGAUCCGGCGGGACGUGUUGGUACUGUUAUCGGAUGGGGCCGAACGUCGGAAGGAGGUAUGCUACCAGCACUGGUUCACGAAGUGCAGGUGCCCAUUCUGAGCCUUCAGCAAUGCCGGCAGAUGAAGUACCGCCCAUCCCGCAUCACAGGCAACAUGCUGUGCGCUGGAAAAGGGGCCGAGGACUCGUGCCAGGGUGAUAGCGGAGGUCCUCUAUUAAUACAAGCAGCAGAUGAUAAACUUGAAAUCGCUGGUAUCGUGUCAUGGGGUGUGGGCUGCGGACGCCCAGGGUACCCUGGAGUCUACACACGUGUAUCACGAUACUUUGAUUGGGUCAAGAAGAACAUGCAGGGUUCUUGCUUCUGCAUCAAUUAAAAAAGCAUACAUGCUUCAUAAGAGGUGUUUCCAAAUAAUGGUUACUUUUGGGCAUUCCGAAAAAAAUACAGUUUAUUACUACAGCAAACUUCGCACAUGCUGCAGUUAUCGCGAUCUAGCAUAAUUUGAAAACAAAAACAACUGAACUGCAAGAAACUUAUGGCACCUGCAAUCUACAAGUAUAUAAAUGUAAAUGUGACCACUUUUUUAUUGAUAAAAUAUGAUACCUCUAGUGACAUGCAGAUAAAUUUCUGAUAGUUACUGUUUCAGGAGCACUGCUUAAAAGUGAAAUAAUUUAAAAUAUGACUGAAAUCUUGUUAGCAUUCACUAAUAAAUAGAUGUCUCGAUAAACACUCGACCGAGCAAAGAAAUACAUUUUAUGGUGAACAUUAUGUUAUUUUCGCACUUAUUUGUUUACAAAAUGAUCUAAAAACAUAACAGACAAACUUUCAUGAAAUUGCAUGUCACUACAGUAGAAGAUGUUAUAAAAACUUAGAUGAGGAGAAUAUUAAUUCUAGCCUUUGGGAUACAUGAGUUUCGAUACUUAGUGAUCGAUAGGUGAUGAAAACUUUUGAACGGAGAAGCGACAGAUGUGAGUGUUAAUUAGUUUACAUGCUUCAAAACAUUGUGUAUUAAAUGCAGAGGUUAAUUAUCGAUGAUGAUAUUUAUGAUAAUAAGCAAAAGGUGAAAAAAUUGUUUAACUGAAGAAUACUGAAAACCAGUGGCUCAGGAUGAAGACUGACAAAGGCUCCUGUGAAUACGGUAAUGAGCCUUUAGUUUCUAUGAAAGACGGGUAAUGUGGUGACUAGCAGAACUACUAUAAGCUUCUCAAAAAUAACAUUGCUCUUGAAGUUACAUACUGUAUAUCUUUUGUGUCAAAUUCCAGGAAUGGUCCCACAAAUCCUCUUGUAAUACGAGGAACUUAUUUCAAUACACAUGUAAAUCAAAGCAUUUACAUUAGCACAUAAAAUAAAUUAUUUAUUUUUCACUCCAUUUCUGAUAAUUCUGUUUCAUAAAGUAGUAAGAUUUAAGAGUUUAAUAGAGUGAUAAUUUAUCGUAUAUGAGAACUUGAGUUUUCAAGUCGGUGAAGACGGAUUUUGGUUUUCCAGGUUAUACCACCAUGUUGAUUUAUAGAUAGAUACCGUAGUUUUGGAGGAACAUACUGCCUCCGCCUUCAGGGUUUUAGAAAAAUCGAUAAAAUCGUUCUGUCUCUCUAGUUUCACCCCUGUCAUGAUCUCAGGUUUGGUCUGAUCGAUGGGAGACUAUACGUGGCUUUAAUUCGGCAUGCAAUGGAAUUUAAUAAUUUAUACGCUUGAAAUAUUAUUAAGGUGAUAAAAUCAGGAUAAAACGGGUGGGGCGAGGUUAGAAAUGCAUUCCAAUCUUCGGCCGGACAAUUUGAAGGCAAAAGAACACUUGACAGACGUAGCCAUAGAUGUAAGGAUGAAAACACAAAGUGAGAGUGUGAACUGAAUUCAGCUAGCCCUAGAGAGAAUUUAGUAAGCACGGCAAUAAAUCUUCGGAUGCACAGAAGACCGAGAAAAUGUCCUGAUUAGCUGACAGACUAUUGGCUACUCAAGAAGGACUCUGCUCUAUAGAGUCAGACAUUUUACAUGGCUAUUACAAGUGUCAUCAGCUAAAAUGUGUGACUUCAGGGUAUCAUUUAUCGUCCGCGGCCGACGGGUCAUGAAAGAAAGUGUUAUUGAAACUUGCAAAAUUGAGAACACGGACUAAAUUUCUCAAUGUCCAAACAAAGCAAAGAAAGCAAUGGCACAAAUUUUAUAUCCAGGAGAAGAAGUCAAUUAUUUCCACGUUCUUUUCUUACGACUAUUUUAAUUUCUGUUCAAUAGGUUCCCUGUCAAACUCUAAUCCAAUUUACGCUUUCUCCAUCCUUAAUCCACUUCCUUCGUCACUCUGUACUUGUAUAGUUGCAUCUGAUGAUUUAAUAUUUUAAUUAUAGUAAAAAUACAAUGGAUAAGGCAAGUAAAAAUAGUAUUAUUCCAAGCAUUACUGCCAACUACGAUCCUCAGAUAACAGACUUUGGUUAUGAAUGACACAGGUUUUUCACCUUUAGAGAAUCUUCACAUCACUCUAUUCUGUGGCCAAAAUGACAAUUUAAUGAAGACUAAAAGAAAGUUUUAUGGACUUGUAAGGAAGAACACGCUCUUAUUAACCUAAAAGACCCUGGUCUGUCUAUGAAAGAGACAUAGUAAUGACUGAUCCUUAUCUUUUUAAGGUAAAGUCCUAUAACUUUAAUAAGAGAGGGAAAAUCCCGUCAGGAUGAUUGUUCUCCACGUCUAAAAUCGAACCCGAGAUCUGCAAAAUGCAAAACAGGAUUUCUAACCAUUACACCACCACAUUCAUUCAUUAUUCAUUCUGUUACAUUUUCCUUCCUGUAUAACUGAACAGUCUAAAAUAGGUAAUUAACGAGUCAAUUAGUUUAUCGUUACUCUUUGUUUUCAGUUUCGUUAUGUAACUUAAAUGACUGUGUAAUUAGUGGAAAUAUACUAAACAGUGAGAAGAGCUGUGAAGUGCAUUAGCUUGAAUACAUUAGUGAGUUCUCGUUUAAACAACAACUUGGUGAGUGCCGAGAGACAUCCCAAGGGACCCAAAUUCCGUGUUAUAUUUGUUCAUACUGUUUAGCUUCCUACUCAUUUACUGCUAAGCUAACACUGCCAGUGACUUAGCUAGCGGUCUUGCACUACUCCAAACACAAAAUAUACUAACAUAAUUUGUUUGCAGAACUGUGGAAGACAUAAACCGUUUUACACAGCGCUUAUUUCAGAGGUUAUCUUUAGAACUUACUACGAAGUAGAAAUAACAACAAACCAUAUCUUUUCGCUCGCCAUAUAGUGUGUUGAAUGUAUCUAAACAGAUCUCACGAAUCAAUAAAUCUAAUGAAGUGCGAAUAA
Molecule: messenger RNA, 5061 nt
Organism: Zootermopsis nevadensis
Lineage: Eukaryota; Metazoa; Arthropoda; Insecta; Blattodea; Termopsidae
Source: RefSeq, a predicted model, not a curated record